AUGGCGAGCGAGGACGGUCCACGCACGUGGGACGGCUCGACGCCGCCCGUGAUCGUGAAUAACGUUCCCGGAACGUGGGCGCACGACACCGUGAGCAGGCGCUUGCGAGAAGAUAUCCUAGCCCGUGUUUUUAGGGAUAACGCGUCGGUGAUCGAGGGAGAGGCGGAGAUAAAUCUUCGGCAGCUGGAGGAUGAGCUCAGGACGGCGUCGACGAGCGUCAUCAAACACAUCGCGGAUGACGGCGGCCCGGACUGCGAGACGUGGCGAGAGCUCUUAGAACCGUGGGUAGGAAUAUCUUGGCUCGACGCGCCGUGGUUGAUCGUCGAGUUUUACUUCUACAGACGCAUCCUGAGCGCCAUCGGUUAUUUCGACGAGAGCUCGCCGACGUUCUUGCACGACCCAUUCGCAGUGGAUAAGAUGAACGGAUUGCGAGCUGGGAUGCCCGCGGCGAAGGCGCUGGCGAAGAAAGCAAAUGCGUUCGCGAAACGGGCGAAGGGGCGCUCGGACCGAGCCGAUCUCGCUGACGAGCUCAGACUGUUCGUCAUGGUUGCGUUGUGGGGAAACAGGAUGGACCUUUCAAUAUGGCCCGAGUCCGACGAAGGUGGGAAUCGCGCCAGUGAGGCGUUCACUGAGGCGCUUCAGGCGGGAGAGAAGUAUCUUCUCUGGGAUGACAGCAAGGUUGUGGCCUCGGCACUCGCUGAGGGAAUGCGAGACGUAUCCAUUGUCGUCGAUAACGCCGGAUUUGAGCUUACGUGCGACUUGGCUCUGGCUGACGCGCUGGUCGUGAGUGGAGUUGGGAGAGUUAUUCUGCGCGUCAAGGCGCAUCCCGUGUUCGUCUCGGAUGCGAUGGAUAAGGACUGCAGAGACACUAUCGAUGCCAUGAUUGAUAGCGCCGACGAUGAAACUGCCGCAAUGGGAAGGCGCUGGGCGUCACAUCUAGCCUCCGGAAAGUGGGCAAUCGUGCCAGAUUUCGCGUGGUGCCAGCCGCAGCCGUUUUGGGCGCUCCCUAAGGACACACGAGAUGAAUUGAAAUCGUCAGACUUAGUCGUAAUCAAGGGAGACGCCAACUACCGGCGACUUCUGAAUGAUUGCUUGUGGGAACUGAGCACACCUUUCGCUGAUGUCUCUUCUUAUUUUCCCGCCCCGCUCUUGGCUCUUCGCUCACUCAAAGCCGAGCUCGGAUGCGGUAUUCCCAUGGACCGUCUAGCGGCGGUGGAAAACGAAAAGGAUUGGAUGGUGACGGGAAAAUACGGCGUGGUUCAAUACAAUGCUCGUCCGGCGAGACAAUAUCGCGUUUCGUCUCAGAUUGACGGCUGCAAGACGUUCGCCGGUCGCGACCUCCCACCAGUUGAGCGGCUUUCUCUCAAGAAGGUUUUAGUAGCGCUUGCGAAUGCGAGCGAGGAGCUCGCCGAUGCGCUCGCAGUGGCUCCGAUGCGUAGCUCGACACUUCUCGGGUCUGUGGGAGGCGCGAAAAACGCGUCUGGAGACUCGCAGCAGAAGCUUGAUGUCGUUGCGAACGACAUCUUCAAGCAACAUCUCGCAGAGUGCGGUGGGGUUCGAUAUUACGCCAGCGAAGAAGAGGCGACGCCAGCUUGUUUAAAUGAAAGUGGUAAGUUUGUCGUGUGCAUCGACCCACUCGAUGGUUCGAGGAAUAUCGCAUGCAAUGUUCCCGUGGGCUCCAUCUUCGGCGUGUACCGCGUUCGCGAGGACGAGGAUGCCGUGACGAACGCAACGCAGGCUGGAUCGGAACAAGUAGCUGCGGGGUAUGCGCAUUACAGCGGCGCGACGACCCUAGUGCUCGCGUGUGGAGACGACGGGCCGGCGAUCGAGUACACGCUUCACGAAGGAAAUUUUGAAGUAGCGAACGCGCGAAUGUCGUGCCCACCGAGAGGACAAGUGUACUCGCUCAACGACGCAAGAUUCGAUGAUUGGCCUGAGGGUCUGAAGGAGUACGUUACCGAUGUUCGAAACGGUCGCGGCGACACGAAGAAGCAAUACUCAGCAAGAUAUAUCUGCUCACUCGUCGGGGACUUCCAUCGAACGUUGAUUUACGGUGGCUGGGCCGGAAAUCCGCGCCCGCAUCUUCGCGUCGUGUACGAAGCUGCGCCGCUCGCUUUCGUCGCUCGCGCCGCCGGCGCGGCAUCCUCGGACGGUCUCGUCGAUGUGCUCACAAAGAAGCCCGCGGAACUGCACGAACGCUCACCUCUUUUCCUCGGCUCGACGGAGGACAUCGCCGAACUCGUGCGUCGCGGAGACGUGCGACAAGACGAUUCCAAAACGUACGCCGUGUAA
Messenger RNA from Ostreococcus tauri, 2292 nucleotides. RefSeq names its product Fructose-1,6-bisphosphatase class 1/Sedoheputulose-1,7-bisphosphatase. The coding region runs from base 1 to 2292 and encodes 763 amino acids. NCBI's taxonomy places the organism in Eukaryota, Viridiplantae, Chlorophyta, Mamiellophyceae, Mamiellales, Bathycoccaceae. Gene Ontology annotation, cellular component: cytoplasm; nucleus. The record is from RefSeq and is a predicted model, not a curated record. Gene Ontology annotation, molecular function: fructose 1,6-bisphosphate 1-phosphatase activity. Gene Ontology annotation, biological process: carbohydrate metabolic process; DNA damage response. The transcript has a single exon.